Halichondria panicea is the source of this 719-nucleotide messenger RNA. Its product is annotated as transmembrane emp24 domain-containing protein 2-like. Gene Ontology annotation, biological process: intracellular protein transport; endoplasmic reticulum to Golgi vesicle-mediated transport; Golgi organization. Gene Ontology annotation, cellular component: endoplasmic reticulum-Golgi intermediate compartment; Golgi apparatus; endoplasmic reticulum. The transcript is spliced from 4 exons. The record is from RefSeq and is a predicted model, not a curated record. Lineage: Eukaryota; Metazoa; Porifera; Demospongiae; Suberitida; Halichondriidae. The coding region runs from base 34 to 639 and encodes 201 amino acids.
UAAUUCGGCUUAUUAGAGAAAACUGAAGAAAAGAUGGCGUGGUGUCGAGCAUUGUUGUUUGUUCUGUGUGCAGUAUGGCUCUUACCAGAGGCUAGAGGAUACUUUGCUCAUAUAGAUGCACAUGCUCAAGAAUGUUUCUUUGAUAGAGUGAGCUCUGGGAUGAAAAUGGGCCUCACGUUUGAAGUAGUGGAAGGAGGUUUCCUUGACAUUGAUGUGAAGAUAACAGGCCCCGAUGACAGAACGAUAUACUCGGGUGAGCGUGAGUCGAGUGGCAAGUACACAUUUGCUGCUCACAUGGACGGGUUGUACAGGUACUGCUUCAGCAACCAGAUGUCUUCUAUGACCCCCAAGAUUGUCAUGUUCACUAUGGAAGUGGGGGAAGCCCCGAAAGACCAUGCCAUGGGAGACGACCAGGGUAAACUUGAGGAGAUGGUGAAUGAGCUGUCUAUGGGCCUGGCUGUCAUUAAGCACGAGCAAGAGUAUAUGGAAGUCAGGGAGAGGAUACACAGAAUGAUCAAUGACAACACUAACUCGAGGGUGGUCUGGUGGUCCGUGUUUGAGUCCUUCCUCCUCAUUGCCAUGACGUUUGGACAAAUCUACUACCUCAAGAGAUUCUUUGAAGUCAAGAGAGUCAUCUAGGGAAAAUUUUAGGACAAUUAUAAUUCAUACAUGUACAUGUGUAGGACUACCUGUGUAUAUCAAAAUUCUCUCAUCAUGUG